GGCGAAGGUGCUCUAUCCCUCGCGGCGCCGCAGUAAAGGGCUCGCGCGCGAGUCCAGAGGCCGCAGCAGACACACAGCAGACCAUGGGCAACUCCUGUACGCGGAACAGCGAGUCACAAGUCGUCCUGAGCGACCACGGCGUCGUCCUGCAAAGACGCAACACACGCAACACCCGCGAACCGGAGCGGGGCCGCUGGUCUGCGCCUAACGUGGAGAGCGUGGACCUGGACACGCUGCUCGAAGCCCCGUCCCCCCCAGCCAGCAAAGCCGCGGAGAAGGCGGCGCGCCGUCGUCGCAAGAAACGGCAAUCUCUAUCCGAGCGCUUCCACGCGCCGCGCCGCUCCGCUCGGCCGCCGCGCCCGCCCUCUCUAGACGAGUCCAACCCGCUCAACCGCUCGCGCGUGCACCGCAGCCACACGGAGGCCGUGCGGAGGCCGCUGGGCACGCCCGAGGAGGAGCCCAUCUACCACUCGUACGAGGACCCCGGGUACCUGGCGGGGGACCCCAUCGAGCUGCAGCCCUUCGACGCCGACUGCAUCCUGGGCAGCCCCAUCAACUCGCCGUCGGUGAUCCACGCGCGCUGGGGCGAGCCCGUGGACGACCCGGACGAGGAGAACCUGUGCACAGACUUCCAGCCCAACCCGUUCAAGCUGGGCUUCUGCAUCAACUGCAUGAAGCAGCACGACGUCAAGGAGGACGGAGAGGUGGCCUCCAUGAAGGAGUACAAGCGCAUCGCGCGCCCCACCAUCGCCAAGACGGCGGCCAACGCGCUGGACAACCCGAGCGCCAUCCCCAUCCCGCGCAGCUCCAUCUCCAUGAUGUCCGAGGGCGGGCGCGAGAGCGACAUCGACCUCGCGCAGCUGCUCGCCCAGAGGAGAGACGUGCUCAUGAAGCUCAACCAGUUGGACCAGGAGAAGGCCAAGCUGCGGCAACUCAGCUCCGGCAGCCUCGGGCGCCGCACAGAUCGCCACACGACCAUCAACUUCGGAGACAACACGCGCAACAACCUGCGCCGCAUGAGCUCGCGGCCGCCCGGAUCGGGCCCCAUCGUCACGCGGGGCACGUCCAUGAGCCUGGCGCCGCAACCGGGCUCGGCGCACAACUUCGGCGCGUCCAAGAGCGUGAGCAUGGCCUCGCGGCUCUACGACGACGAGGAGCCCGCGCAGAAUGUGUGGCUAUAG
Messenger RNA from Phytophthora sojae, 1181 nucleotides. RefSeq lists its product as hypothetical. The coding region runs from base 84 to 1181 and encodes 365 amino acids. The record is from RefSeq and is a predicted model, not a curated record. NCBI's taxonomy places the organism in Eukaryota, Oomycota, Peronosporomycetes, Peronosporales, Peronosporaceae. The transcript has 5 exons.